AUGGCCUCGGAAGACCUGGCAGGGGCUCUGGCGGCCGUUCUUGGGGGUCGGGGGCUGCGCGUGCAGAGCUAUGACUCGGGGCCGGCCGGGGAGACGCCGGCGCAGGUGCGGCUGCGGAAGAACGUCUGCUACGUGGUGCUGGCCGUGUUCCUCAACGAGCAGGUGAGCGUCCGCCCGUCAGGCCCACCGCCCAGGCCUCCGGGGCUCGCAGGCAACCCCGGUGGGGACAGAGGACAUGCCCGCAACAGCCACCGCUUCCUGGAUGAGGUGCUUCUGAUCCAGGAGGCCAAGAAGGAGUGCCGAGGGUCGUGGUACCUUCCCGCGGGGAGGAUGGAGCCCAGGGAGACCAUUGUGGAGGCGCUGCAGCGGGAGGUGAAGGAGGAGGCCGGGCUGCAGUGUGAGCCUUUGACGUUGCUGUCUGUGGAGGAGCGGGGCCCCUCCUGGAUCCGCUUUGUGUUCCUCGCUCGCCCCACAGGUGGAAUUCUCAAGACUCCCAAGGAGGCAGAUGCGGAGUCCCUGCAGGCUGGCUGGUACCCUCGAACCUCGCUGCCCACCCCGCUGCGAGCCCACGACAUUCUGCAUCUGAUAGAGCUAGCCGCCCAGUAUCGCCAGCAAGCCAGGCACCCUCUCCUUCUGCCCCAAGAGCUUCCCUGCAGUCUGGUCUGCCAGCGGCUCGUAGCCACCUUUACCAGUGUCCAGACAGUGUGGGUGUUGGUGGGCACAGUGGGGAUGCCUCACUUGCCCAUCACCUCCUGUGGCUUUGCUCCCAUAGAGCAGAGGGGUGGCAUCAAGAUGGCCGUCCUGCGUCUGCUACAGGAGUGUCUGACCUUGCACCACUUGGCAGUGGAGACCAAGGGGUUGCUUGGACUGCAGCACCUGGGCAAAGACCAAACCGAUGGCAUCUGCCUGAACGUGCUGGUGACGGUGGCUUUUCGGAAUCCAGGUAUCCAAAAUGAGCCCCCGAAGGUUCGGGGUGAGAACUUCUUUUGGUGGAAGGUAGUGGAGGAAGACCUACAAAGCCAGCUCUUACAGAGGCUUCAGGAAUCAUCUGUCGUCCCAAUCAACCGAUAGGAGGCUGCCGUCAGUGGGCCAGGAGCUGGGUUCCCAUGGGCAGUAAUUGCACAACCUGCGCUUACACUCAGGCCGUCUGACCCCCUGUAUGAUGGUGUCUGUGCUUCAGAGGAGGCUUUGCCUCUAAGAGGCACCGGGGGUUGGUAGAGAUCUUGUUGCAUGGAGCAGGGCAGUUCUCCUGGUUCCCAGGGGGACGUCCAUCUCUUAUUGCCAUGGAGCAGGUCCCUGCACUGCAUCAGAAGGGACAGUGCCUUCAACCAAGCAAGGAGUCCAGAGCUCAAGGACCCAGUUGCCCUGAGGGCACAAUGAGGGCACGACUCCCUAAGGGGAUGUGAGGACUUUCUGGACCUGAGGUGGCACCUCUUCGUUUUCUGUGCCCGCCUCAGUAAAGGCCUCAUCCAGAUUCUCAAGCACUUAGAACAUGGAAGGGGUGCUGGGGGAGGUCAUUCCAAGAGAGUGGGUCCCUGGCUGAGUAAAUAGGUGUUGCUUA
This is a messenger RNA of Balaenoptera ricei (Rice's whale), 1561 nucleotides long. RefSeq names its product nudix hydrolase 18 (gene NUDT18). Gene Ontology annotation, molecular function: 8-oxo-GDP phosphatase activity; magnesium ion binding; 8-oxo-dGDP phosphatase activity. Bases 1 to 1071 code for a protein of 356 amino acids. The record is from RefSeq and is a predicted model, not a curated record. Lineage: Eukaryota; Metazoa; Chordata; Mammalia; Artiodactyla; Balaenopteridae. The transcript has 3 exons.